Molecule: messenger RNA, 201 nt
Organism: Cylicostephanus goldi
Lineage: Eukaryota; Metazoa; Nematoda; Chromadorea; Rhabditida; Strongylidae
Source: the annotation of a GenBank genome assembly
AUGAGUAAAGGCUUUCAUUCAGAGGCGUUGAUAAGCGAAUUUGUGAAAGAAGGCGAUGUGGAAGAGGACAUGCGAGAUGAGAUUCGUGAAAUCCUUAAUCGAAAACAUGUGCAUCAGUACGAGCAGGCUAAAAAGAAUGGCCCGAAUGGUGACAAGAGCGGUUUCUUGAGCACGGUUCGUUCGAUAUCAGACAUCGGCAAG